Myiozetetes cayanensis is the source of this 2712-nucleotide messenger RNA. It is a transcript of the gene IFNAR2, whose product is annotated as interferon alpha and beta receptor subunit 2. Gene Ontology annotation, molecular function: protein binding; interleukin-22 receptor activity. NCBI's taxonomy places the organism in Eukaryota, Metazoa, Chordata, Aves, Passeriformes, Tyrannidae. The record is from RefSeq and is a predicted model, not a curated record.
CUCGGCGCCGGCCCGGGCUGGAAUGAAGGGGCUGUGGCGGGUCCGGAGGGUCGGUGACGAACGAUGAGGAGCAAUGACGAUCGAUGACGAUCGAUGAGGAGCCGGAGCGGAGCCCGCGGGGUCUCCCCGCUGCGAGGGAUUCCUGCAGCUCUGAAGAGGAGGAGUCACAGAAGAUGAGCAGUGUUCCAACAGACAUGGUUUUCCCCCGGAGUUUGCCCUGGAGUUUCCCUGGCAUUGAUAGGUGUGCAGAGGACAUCACCUUUAGAGAGCACAUUGUCUCACGUGUUUGAUGGUGCUGAGCACUCAGCUUGGCCUGGAAUAUGCAGCAUGUGAGACACUGCUGUUGUUCAGCAUCCAGAGCCCUCCAGGAGCCACUUGAGAUUCCAAGAGUGGGAUAGUUGUUAUUCCUGACAGCAUGGCCAGCGAGGAUCCAAGGUACAGAAGCAAAAUGUUGGUUUUCCAAGCAGGGGGAGUUGUUUGGUAACGUCCAUGGGAACCCUGAUGGAUGUGCCAAUGCCUUUCUAUCAGCUUGCGUGCCUCAGCUUUCUGUCUGCAGCUGUUUGCAGCUCACCUGAAAGAAUUCUGAGAGGGCCUCCCUACAACCUGCGGAUGGAGUCGCACAAUUUCCAGCACAUUCUGUCCUGGCAGGCAAGGAAUGACCCAGCUGUGCCAACAUCCUACAAUGUGCUGUACAGACACCACGGGAACUCGAACUGGACGACUGCCAGGCAGUGCUCAGGCACUGCUCAGCUCUCCUGUGACCUGACAGAGGAUUUCAAACACAGGUCCUCUGAGUACUAUGUAUUUGUUCAGAGCAUCAAAGGAACUGAGGUGUUCAAUUCUUCCAUGCUGCAUUUUGCACCAUUAAGUCAGACAUUCCUGGGACCACCAGAAGUUAAUAUCACUCCUUGUCUAAACUGCAUAAAUGUCACCAUGAAGCUGCCAACCUCUCACUACAGAGAAAAGGGAAAGCUGCUCUCUUUAAUUGAUAUCUAUGAAGAGCUUGAUUAUGAAAUAACACUGAAAUCACAAGAUGGAGAGCAUAAGACACCACGGGAGAAAACCACUGCAGAAGUUUUUAGUACUGUCAUUGAGGAAUUGUAUCCAAGUAGGAAUUACUGUGUGUCUGUUGUGGUCACUGCAUCCCUGAACAAACGUUACAUCCCUUCACCCUGGAAAUGUGUCCCUUCAGACUCGAUGGCUCGACCAGGUUAUCAUGUAGCUUCAGUGGCAGGUGCUGUGUGUGUCUCACUGGUAAUAGCUGUUGCCUUGAAGUGUCUGCAUGCAGGAGGUUAUUUUCUUCAAAGCAAAUCACUGCCACGUGCCUUGGAGUCCAUCAGGAGGUUGGUCUACCUGUCCUGGAUAUUCCCAUCAGAAGAAGUAGACUCUGUGGAGGUCAUCCCCAGAGAGGUUAAAGCCAAGGCUGGCGGGUGCGGUGGCAGCAGCAGUGACAGCGACGGCGAGGACAGUGACAGCAGCGCCCCGUGGGACCACAACUACACGAGGAGGGAGGUGCUGAGCAGAGCCCCCCCUGCCCCUGGCACGCCACACCUGCAGUACUCAGAGAACAGGCCCUGUGAGGGCACCCAGGCCACUGACCCCGCACCCCCUGAGCCAGCGGGGGCUGAGGAGCACACGGACCUGGCGGGAGACGAGGACCUGGCAGGAGACACAGACUCUGGUGGGGAGUUGCUCAGCCCCUUCCCCGAGCUCAGCUGUCACUGCCCUGCCGGGCAAAGCAGCACCUGCUUUACCAUCAACCUGCAAACCGUGCUGCUGGGGAGCCUGGAGGAGUGCGGGGACAGCCCUGCAGCGGCUCUGCCUGCCCCGCAGCUCGAGGGGCACUGGCAGUGUGCCCAUGCCCUGGAAGCAGAGGCGACACAGGGGACUGUGCAGAAAGCACCAGGUGCUGAUGACUUCCAGGAGUGGCAGAACUCUCCUUCAGAGGAGGAAAGCGACUCAUCUGAGUCAGACACGGACCAAGUAACGGGAUACAUGAGGAGGAGGUGAAUGAGGGAGAGCCACUGAUGCUUUACAGCAUACAAGUCAGUAUUGUCCAACUUUUAUUUCUGGACUAAACAUACAGAUCUUGUCUUCUUAUCAACGUUCUGUGAGUGUGGACCUGCCCUACAGACAGAGCUGGAGAAGAGAAGGCUCCAAGGAGACCUGAGAGCCCCUUCCAGGGCCUAAAGGGGCUCCAGGAGAGCUGGAGAGGGACUGGGGACAAGGCAUGGAGGGACAGGACACAGGGAAUGUGGGAGGGUUGGAUGGGAUACUGAAAAGGAAUUGCUGGCUGGGAGGGUGGGCAGGCCCUGGCACAGGUUGGGCAGAGAAGCUGUGGCUGCCCCUGGCCAAGUGUCCAAGGCCAGGUUGGACGGGGCUUGGAGCACCCUGUGCUGGUGGAAGGGUGGUCUCUCAACCAGACCACUUUUUCAAUUUUUUUUUUCUUUAGCCCUGCCACUGGAUUUCUCUGAAACCUGUUUUGCUGGAUGUUUUGCUGUAUUUUUGUAGAGAAAGCAGAUGAAGGGAAAUAACAAAGGGCAGAGAAUACUUACAGUAUUACAAAAGAGUGAAUCGAGGCAUUAAAUACAUUUUUUAUAUCAUUUUGUGCAAGUAUUGAAUACUCUUAAAAUAUUUUUAUGGCAUUUAAAAGUUCCUGUGCUGUACAGUCCUACUUAACAUUUGUACUUCAUAAAUAGGACUUUUUUCAUA